Molecule: messenger RNA, 409 nt
Organism: Podarcis lilfordi (Lilford's wall lizard)
Lineage: Eukaryota; Metazoa; Chordata; Lepidosauria; Squamata; Lacertidae
Source: the annotation of a GenBank genome assembly
CUACCUAAUGGACUCACCCUGGAAGUCCCCAUUACAAUUGACUCAGGGAGCAACGCAGACUUCGUGGGGAUGCAGUUCAUCAAGCAGCAUCGCAUAGCGCUUCUACCAGCCACGCUGCCUCUGAACGUCGUCACCGUAGAUGGCAGGAAGUUACUGGGCGGGCAAGUGGUACAGCAGUCGCCACCCAUGGUGCUGCAGAUCGGGAAUCAUCACGAGGUCAUCAGUUUCAACGUCACCCGCCUGUCAGACACGCCUAUAGUGUUUGGCAUGAGUUGGCUGGAUAGACACAGCCCAUCAUUAGCGUGGUACCAGCGGCAGCUCACCUUUGGCUCGUCCUACUGCGCACAACAUUGCAUCCAGACCGGCCAGGAGGAGGAGGGCCAGGAGGAGGGGCAACAGUUGCAUCUCG